Molecule: messenger RNA, 663 nt
Organism: Hevea brasiliensis (rubber tree)
Lineage: Eukaryota; Viridiplantae; Streptophyta; Magnoliopsida; Malpighiales; Euphorbiaceae
Product: 40S ribosomal protein S27-2
Exons: 4
Coding region: 100-360 (86 amino acids)
Biological process (GO): translation; ribosomal small subunit assembly
Cellular component (GO): ribosome; cytosolic small ribosomal subunit
Molecular function (GO): structural constituent of ribosome; RNA binding
Source: RefSeq, a predicted model, not a curated record
CCUUUAUAUUCAUAGUAUUCAACCGUUUUAAGUCUUCUGGGCUUUCUGGCAGUGGCAGAAGGGUUCCUAGGGUUUACGAAAUUCAUAUUCACCUUGAAGAUGGUUCUCCAAAACGACAUCGAUUUGCUCAACCCUCCGGCCGAGCUCGAGAAGAGAAAGCACAAGCUCAAGCGCCUUCUGCAGUCCCCUAACUCAUUUUUCAUGGAUGUGAAAUGCCAGGGCUGCUUCAACAUAACUACCGUGUUUAGUCACUCGCAAACGGUGGUGGUGUGUGGGAACUGCCAGACAGUUUUGUGUCAGCCAACUGGUGGGCGCGCAAGGCUUACAGAGGGUUGCUCUUUUAGGAGAAAGGGUGAUUGAAGAUGAGGAAUGAUAUGUUGCUUUUCCUUGGUAAACUCAAGUUGUUUUAUUUUUAAAUGAUGGUGAUUUUGACAAAGGAACGGAAGCUCUUUUAGCCUUUAACUUUUUUUUUUUAAUUUUUUUGUGUAAUUUUCUUAGCAAAUUAUCUCUACUUUAGUGUUGCUAUCUGAUUUUGUAUUGGGCAUUGCUGCACUCAAAAUUGGGUUUCACGUGACAAUCUCAGAUUAUAUUAUGUCUCUCACAGUGUUAUAAUCUUUUCCUAUAUUACCUAAUUAUAAUUUUGCCUGAUUUGUUGUGUCUCUA